AUGAAAGACAAUAAAUCAACUGACUCAUCGUCUUCUUCGUCUUCGGUAUCUACAGCAUCUUCAUCUUCUCUUUUGAAUCCCAAUUCAACAGCUGUGGACGCUGAUCUUCAAGGCAUCAAUUUAUUGCAAGAAAUCUUCCCAGAUGAAAGUCUAGAGUCGCUAAAAAAAAUCCACGCAACGCGACUACAGAAAUGCCACUACGACAACAUUUCAGCUACAAACAGUAGCGCAGAUCGAGAAAAUUUCCUUGACCAUGAGAGCAAUUCACUUCUUCCAUCUUCUAGUUUGCAUUAUCAAGAUCCUAUUCUCGAAAUGGAAGAGCGCGUUCUUCAUGAUCACCAUCAAGAACAAAGUCCUGCAAAAGCUGGGCGAUCGGAAGAGGAAGAAAUAUACUUCUUUACAGCUGUGGUUUAUCGUGAUUCUCGUGCUGGAGGUCUGGGAAUGACGCUGAACGAGCUGCCAAACGGGGAUGUUCAAGUUUGUGACAUGAAGCCAUCACCAAUGAGUCCUUCUGCCAAUGCUGGGAUCCGCAAGAACGACAUACUGAUAGGAAUCAAUGGAAUUGCCUUUGCUAGAUCCUUUCCAAUCCAUCGCUAUAUUCACCACCACACGACUAGCCGGAUAAAAGAUAUCGUUCUGUCCGUUCAACAAUCCUUAAACCCAAUAGUCUUACACUUCCAAAGGGCGACAAUCGCGCACUCUAGGUCGCUGUUGGACGCUUCUGAUCAAGCAGACGUAAAUUAUGUACGCCAACAACAACAGAUGGAAAAGCAACAAAAGCAACAAAUGGAAGAGGAACAGACAGUGCAUCAAUUUGCAUUUAUCCUUGCACAGCGAAAACUGAUUUCCUCGAAUCAGAAACAGCUCGAGGUGUCUCAGAUAAUACGGAACUUUCACUAUCGUGCACAACAGUGGGAGGCAACAACAUCACUGACAACACCAUCCACUCCAUAUGCUCACAUCUACUCCCAGCACAACCAAGAAAUGGACGUUCUAGAUGGCAUUCGAAAGUCUUUGUCAACUCGAAUAGUUAAUUGUUUCAUCGAAGAAGCAGACAAGGGGAAGGGUGCUGCUAAACUUGCCUAUACAAUAUGGGUGUAUGAUGUGGAAUCAGGGAAAGAGUGGUACGCUCCACUUCGUUAUUUCGAAGAUUUUGAAGAUUUGCGAGCAACUGCGAAUGCAUUGGCACCCAAAGAGUGCAAGAUUUCUGAAUUGCCUUUUCCUAUGGUUACAUCAAUUUGGGAUGCCUUGACCUCACGCCGUCAAGACGUUUUGGACGAACAAGUCCAGCAAGAAUCAUGUAGGAAACUUGAGUUUUUUUUACGUGUCCUGUGUAGACUAGUCUACACUUCACCUGUGGUCAACGCCAACGUGGCAAAAAUUGCCAUUCAUGUUCAAUCCUUCUUGGGAACAGAGGCAGGACUCUCUUCUACACAGUCGGACAAGGGCCAUUUUCAGUCGAUGACAUCAUCUAUGGACUAUCAUUCUUGGAACGUUCGACAGCUGUUGAAGAGGAGUCUGCAGCGGUAUAUGUGGAGGUUGUUUCAGCUCGAUAUCAUGCAAAGGAUUGUGAACGAUUUUGUAGAUGCGACCAGGGCUAGGACGCCGUCCCUUAAAGAAAUCGAAACACUGGAGGCGCAAGGCCGAGACAAGUUGAAGGGACAUUCGAUGAAGGAACUGAAAGAUAUCAGAGUAUUUCUUGAUGAGUUGGUCGAUUUAUUGUUAGAAGGCUGCCUGUCAGAGAUGAAACUGAUAUCGGAACGCCCUGAAUACGAAGCACUCAGGGAACAGUUUGCAAAUGAUGAAUCAAAAUUGAAUCGCUUGUCUCGCGAAGCAACAAGGGAGCAAGUCGAAAUAGAAGUCUAUGUUCCCCUCAGAAGUGUCGUUUCUCGAUUGCUUGUUAAUGGCUGGCGGCAUGACGACAUGGAAGUCCAGCUGAAAAGCAAAGAACUUAUUAAGCGACCUCAGUCCGAGGGAACAUUUCGAAUUCCUCGUGAAAGCAUCAGCCCAUCACAGUGGGAAUCAGUUGCAUUCAUUCUGAGAAGCGGCUUGGGAAACAGUACCUUACCCUGUAUAAAGCUGCAGGCAAUUGUUGAUGCGGCGAGGGAAGUUUCUCGACUGCAUGCAGAAGAGCACAGGGGAAAAGAUUUGGUCGGGGCUGAUGAUUUUUUGCCGGUCUUCAUCUUCUGUGUUGUCAAGGCAAAUCUUGAACGACCAUGCGCUCUUUGUGUCUUGUUGAGCACACUUUGCGACAAAAUGAAUGCGAUUGGUGAAAUAGGCUACUUUCUGGCGUCUUUCGAGGCGGUGAUUGCUCACCUUCAGCAACUUAACCCCGAAGAGGAUAUCGACGAAGUGUCCAGUACUGGAUUGAGCGAUGUUUCUUUGAACGAAUAG
This is a messenger RNA of Cylindrotheca closterium, 2394 nucleotides long. Lineage: Eukaryota; Bacillariophyta; Bacillariophyceae; Bacillariales; Bacillariaceae. The record is from the annotation of a GenBank genome assembly.